AAGCUAUAACUGCUGAAAAAGUUACAACAACUGAAAUAGAAAACUUACGAAUAGCAUACCCACCAAGAGUAAUUAAUAAUCAACCAGAAGAAUAUCCUACAAUUAAAAACAUAAUUACUUCAAGAAGGAAUACAACAAUUAAAGCACUUAAGAACAUUCGAAGGAAUAUUGAAUUCUUAUAUUUAUUCGAAUCAAUAUCUUUAAAUCUACGAGCAAUUCAAAGAACAUCUUUGAAAACAAAGAUACAAGCUUUAUUUCAAACCUUAGAUCUUACAAUAGAUCAUAUAUUACCAUUUGAAUUAGGAAUUGACAAUUUACUACUAGAAACUGAAGGAUUAAAUGAAAUUUUAGAAGGAAUAGUACUAUGA
Dentiscutata heterogama is the source of this 368-nucleotide messenger RNA. Lineage: Eukaryota; Fungi; Glomeromycota; Glomeromycetes; Diversisporales; Gigasporaceae. The record is from the annotation of a GenBank genome assembly.